AUGGACGGCUUUGCGGAGACACGAGUUCCACCACCAUGUGAUUCGAUGGAAGUAUGCAUGCAGGAUAUGACAGAGCCAGAGGGAAUCUUGGAACCAUGUGUUAAUGAAGACGGACAAGUGCCUCCAUACCAGCGUUGCUUGUGGAACGUGAUCGGGAGCGGACCGACGGGUCACAUCGAGAUUCUCUUGACUCCAAAGGAUUUUGGGAAUUUUCCAAAUAGAUCCCUGAUAUUGGAAGUUGGUUAUGGAUACAAAGAUGAUUUCCCAGCCGGAAAUGAUGAAACAAUUCUGGCCACUUUCGAAACACCAGUCUGGGAGAACGUAUUGGUAACCGUCGAUGGUGAAGACGCAUGGGUUCAUUUGCUCACUCGGAGGACUAUCAACCCCAUCCAAGUCUUCUACAGCAAUGAAAACCGAAAUGGAGUGCCCCCGCUCUUAUCCUUUGAAGUCAUUCUACUUGUGAGUGCUGAUCAAUACGAAUUCGGAGUUCCGAACGAUAAAGGUGCCGAGAUCUUAUCCCGGCAAGGUCAUUCGUAA
Molecule: messenger RNA, 537 nt
Organism: Darwinula stevensoni
Lineage: Eukaryota; Metazoa; Arthropoda; Ostracoda; Podocopida; Darwinulidae
Source: the annotation of a GenBank genome assembly